GACUGCAACUCUUGUGGGAGGCUGCAUCAGCUAGAUAGGCUGUGUGCAUGUGUGUGUGUGUGUGUAAAUCUGGCAGAUCAUGUCAACACCUGAGCACCAAAUGAAAGCAUUCAAUCACAGUGAGAUUGAUUAAGAACGGAGACAGACACAGACAGACAACCUUCAAAGAUCUUGACAGAGACAUUGUGCACAAGAAAAGAAAAGAAAAGAAAAUAAAAGAAAAAAGAAGAAAAAAGGAAACAGCUGGUAGAUGAUACGUGCAGCAAACAUCUGACUUCAUGUGGACUUCAUUCUGACUUCAUCUAUUCACCUGAAACAGGACUGCUUUUAAAUCAGGCCUGCGAUAUUCAUCCAGCCCAUUUUCACGCGCCAUGGCUGAACCUGCCUGGUGGAAGCUGACCUUCUCGAGGAAGAAGUCAUCUGAGUCCAAGGUCCUGUAUGAAAUCCCCGCAGAAUAUGGCAGCAACACUGGCAAUAAAGAACUCUCCUACACAGAUAGCACUGACAGCCAGCUAGAUGCCAGGCUGGAGAAGAUUGUGGACAAGUCUGCCAACAAAGGCCGUCACGUCAAAGUCUCGCACUCUGGCCGCUUCAAGGAGAAGAAGAAGAUUCGAGCCACCCUUGCUGAAAAUCCCAGUAUGUUCCCAGAGUACAACAGGACUGAUGAGAACCAUGUGGUAGAGAAAUAGAAUCCACUCUACUAAACAAAAAGUGUCUUUCAUCAUCACUCAGACACACACUCCCGUCUGUUAAUUAGCAUGAUGAAAGGAAAAUACAUGGGUUUAGAAUGAAGAUGAAUAUGUUGCUGCAAAACACACCUGAUCCAGCCACAGGAUCAGGAGAGUUCAAACUUGUACAAAGAAAUGAAAGAGAUUAAUGAACAAAAUCUCUUCAUUUUAUACGGGGUCUAAUUUAAAAGCUUUGUUUUAAAAACUCUGUACGUCUUUAUUUAAUUUGAAUAUUUAAUUGGUCCUAGGUUUUGUUGCUCAGUCUACAAAGAUACAUACGAGCAUUACUCCUCAAAACCCACUUUAUUUUGUAUAUUUAGUAUUUUUUAGGCUGGGUUCUUUUUAGGCUGGAUUUUAGAUGCUUACUGGUGUUUGUGCUUGUUAAUACAUGUUUUCAUUGUGUGUAAAGCAGCAUUGAUGUGGUAAAAUACUGUAAAUGUUAAAUAAAUGAAACUGCAACAACAGCAAUAUUGGAUGUUUUAGACAUGACAAUGACAAAUACUGCUGCUAUCAUGCAAAUUCUUUUUUUUUUUUUUUUUACAUAAUCUGAACAUUUUUAUGAUGACAGAGCAAAAGCAAUGCUCCAAAACUACUUGUAUUAAUUUCCCUUCAAAGUUUACCUGUCCUCCUGUAAAAUUGUAAAGUUGCUAUUUUGUAGUUUUUUGUGUGACAGCAGUGAUAUAAUGUUCAGAUGACUGAAUAUACUGAAAUAUGAAAAAUGCUUCUAUUCUUAAAUAAAUUUGACAAGGUUUUUCAAUGUGCAUUAAUAUAA
Astyanax mexicanus (Mexican tetra) is the source of this 1500-nucleotide messenger RNA. It is a transcript of the gene prr15lb, whose product is annotated as proline rich 15 like b. The transcript is spliced from 2 exons. The record is from RefSeq and is a predicted model, not a curated record. Lineage: Eukaryota; Metazoa; Chordata; Actinopteri; Characiformes; Acestrorhamphidae. The coding region runs from base 372 to 689 and encodes 105 amino acids.